Clonostachys solani is the source of this 1146-nucleotide messenger RNA. The record is from the annotation of a GenBank genome assembly. NCBI's taxonomy places the organism in Eukaryota, Fungi, Ascomycota, Sordariomycetes, Hypocreales, Bionectriaceae.
AUGGGCACUCUCUCCGGUGGGAUUAAGAAGAAGGGAACCGCUAAGAAGGCGCCCAAACGACCAAGGAAGAGCGGACCCAAGAAGGCAGCCAAGAAGGCCAAGCCAACACCAGUCCCAGGAGCCAGCUCUGCAGCCGAGGAUAAUGAUGAUGAGGAUGAUGAUGAUGAUGAUGAGUCUGACCACGGGCCAUACUGUAUUUGCCGGGGUCCUGACGACCACAGGUGGAUGAUCUGCUGUGAGAAGUGCGAGGACUGGUUCCACGGGGAGUGUAUCAAACUCAGCAAGGAAAUCGGGGAGUCCCUCAUCGAGCGAUUCGUCUGCCCCAACUGCACCAAGGAAGGUCUGUCCACCAUUUACAAGAAAACCUGCGCGCUGGGGGCCUGUCGCAAAGCAGCACGGCUCUGGCACGACGACAGAAGCGUCUUCUGCUCAAACGAGCAUGCACAGGUGUGGUGGGAGCGCUUAGUGUCAAGACUUCCCAAAGGAAAAGCAAAGAACGGCCUAAACGACCAUUUAUCGCAAGACGAGUUUAUGGCACUCAUCACUAGCGAUCUAUCGGGCGUUGAUGAAAAUGGGCUUCUCACGCUGGUUAAAAAGCCAUUUCAGAAGGAAACGACCAAAUUACAGGAUGCAAAUGGCAGCACCCCUCAGGAAGAUUUAUCAGAAAUUCUCACGCAAGAGGAAAAGGCCAUUCUGGAAGAUGCAGCAAAUACUCGUUUCCACCUAGCCGAAGAUACUCUCUUAUGUCACAAGAUGCUAACACUGAUUGAGUUGGCACAGGAGCGUCGCAGAAAGGUGAUCAAUGCCGGUCCCUUUGGUGACGAUAUGUGCGGCUACGAUCCACGACUCGACACAAUAUCCGCACGAGACGCAUUUGCGGCCUUUGUGAAGAGUCCGGAGGGCGAGGCCAUCUUCCAGGCUUCGGAGCUUGGAAAGGCUGAGUGGAUAUGCGAGCGCAAGAGGUGCAAGGUCCACGGCGGCUGGCAAAAGAUGCUUGUGCUUGGUAUUAAACAUCAAAUUCGCGAGAUGGCAGGUCAGGCCGCAGAAGUUAGUGAAGAAGAAAGGAUUGUUCGAGAUGCCGCCGGGGAGCGGUGGAGGAGGAAGAAAGCCGAGUGCAACUGGGUGGAAGUACUUGACGGAGCGUAA